Molecule: messenger RNA, 381 nt
Organism: Macrosiphum euphorbiae (potato aphid)
Lineage: Eukaryota; Metazoa; Arthropoda; Insecta; Hemiptera; Aphididae
Source: the annotation of a GenBank genome assembly
AUGGCUGCUCGAGAAGCCUCUAAAUGUGCAACGAAAAUAGUUCGACCAUUAUUAUCAUCUGAUAAAUCAGAAGCUAAAAAAAGAGUUUUAAAUUUAUAUAAAACAUAUUACAGGCAAAUUCCUUUGAUGUUGUUUGAUCGCCAUUUACCCGUUUCAAAAGAAGAAUGUCAAAUUAAGUUGAAAGAAGAAUUCUUAAAAAAUAAACACAUUACUGAUGUUAGAGUCAUUGAUAUGUUAGUUAUUAAGGGUCAGAUGCUGUUGCAAGAAAUUGUUACCAAAUGGGCUCAGGACUGUCAUAUAAUGACAUUAUUUAAAGAUACUGUUGAGCCAAAGCCAAAUGAUUUUUUGUCAAAAUUUGUUAAUAAUAAUGACUCUCAAUAG